AUGGCGAGCCUAUCUCUUUGGUUGCUGGUCAUCUUCGCGACUUGCGUUAUUGGACAAGAGACUUCCGCACAGAAUGCCACAACGUUCGCGUUGAUCUAUGGAAUUCCCCUUUUGGCAUAUGAGAGAUUUGCGUCAACUCUCGUUCACACACGCGGCGCCAACCAAUUCAACCACAACAGAGUCUUCCAAACAGCCGCCAACAGGACGGUAGUAAAGCCGAAUGUGGAUACUUUGUUCUCGACCCUGAUCUUGGACCUAAGUCAAAGCGAUGUUGUGGUAACAAUGCCGGCGGUGGACCCCAGUCACUUCUAUUUGUUCUCCUUCUACGAUCCUUAUGGAAAUAACGUCGCCAACCUGGGCUCCUCGAACUUCCACAAAUCUGGCCAAUAUCGUGUGCGAAUGCUCCCCAACACUACGGCACAAUAUGGUCUAGAAACGAGCAAUUCGGAGCCAUACGCAGGCUACAUCAACCUUCCUUCCACUUUCGGUACCCUUCUCAUCCGCUGGGGGAUUGCCACGGCUUCUGAUUUCGAGGCGGUGUACGGAUAUCAGGCCAUGACGAAAGCUGAGAAUGUGACUCGAACCGCCUCUGAUUCCGACAGCAUCCCCACUCUUCACCAGAUCCUUGCCAACGUGAGCGCCCCAGCGGGCUCUCCCCAGAGAAUUCUACAAUUACUUGCCACUUUGGGCCAUUAUGCUCCACCAGAAAUCCGUUCCGACACCGAACGCGUGAACACAAUGCUCUCCGCCGCUGGAGUCUCGAACAGCUCCUACACCACACAAUCCAACGUCAACCUUACCCUAGCAUUCCAGGCUGCUACCCUCACCAUGUACACCGACUAUACAAUGCCAGGGGUGGCCGAGCCUUUGAACAACGGCUGGUCGAGAACGGCAAGUAGAUACUCGGGUGACUACGGCACCAACUAUUCUAUUCGGGCUGCUAUCGCGGACUACGGAUAUUUAAUGCUGAAAGCGCCCAACGCGCUGUAUCCCAUUUGGGACAAUACCUCAGAUCCAGAAGGCGGUUUAAGUCAGCAACAGACUCUCGGCUCCAACGAGGCUUAUAUGUACACUUUUGUCGGAGGCCAACCUCCUAUCAUAAAGCCGGGAUUCUGGAGCAUGACCGUCUACGAUGCAGAAGGGUUCUUGGUCCCGAACUCAAGGAAUGUUUACGCCAUAGGCGAUCGAAACAAUAUAACGUAUUCCGACGGGAAGUUAGUCUAUGGAGGAGACAAUGCCAUCGACAACACGGGUGAAGGAUCGUUCCAAAUCCUUGUCCAGCCAGCGGACGUCCCUCCGCCUGCGAACUGGACGAGCAAUUGGAUUCCUGGCCCGGCGGGCGGUGGUCAGCUGACGGCUCUCCUACGGUUCUAUGGAGCAGGCGAAGAUCUCAUGAAUGGCGUCUAUCAAUAUCCCGUCAUCACCAAACAAGCUGCCAUCGCGGAAAGUCAAACCCCGCCCCAGUCAUCAGGCACGGCUUCGCCCACAUCAUCCGAGACCACUCCAGCAACCAGCGCGGCUGCGGGGAACGGAUCUCCUUCAGUCAACAUUGGGAAGACAGCGACGUACGCCGUCACUAUUACUGUCUCUCUAGCAGGAGCUUUGCUUCUUUUCGGGUGGGGAGGCUAG
Messenger RNA from Rhinocladiella mackenziei CBS 650.93, 1629 nucleotides. RefSeq lists its product as uncharacterized. Bases 1 to 1629 code for a protein of 542 amino acids. The transcript has a single exon. NCBI's taxonomy places the organism in Eukaryota, Fungi, Ascomycota, Eurotiomycetes, Chaetothyriales, Herpotrichiellaceae. The record is from RefSeq and is a predicted model, not a curated record.